CUCAAUUCUCCCCCCUCCACUUCCGUCAACAUGGCUCGCGAUCGCGAACGGCAACAGUCUAUACAAAAGGAUCAGGGGAAACACUUCCAAGGUGUUACCAAGCAAAGACCGCUUCGCAGCAACACGCCUCUAAACUCCCGACAUCAACAAGCAACCAAGGAUCGAAAGCGAUCGCGCUCCGCUAAAAACCUACAUUGCGAAAUCCCUACCGAAGCGCCCCAAAAAGGACCGUGGACGUGUCCUCCAGAUAUACCUGCACCGGUACGAGGACAGAAGCGAUCGCUACCUGAAGAUUCGGCGAAUUACCCCCGAAAGCGACCACGAAAACCCCAGCCCACCUCUUACAAGAGAGCAGAUCAUUCGUCCAACUUUAGCAAAUUGGAUUUGGUUGAGGCGUGGCUGGAGCCGGGCUCUUCACCAGAGAUAUACACUGAGGGUACGGACGCGGUGUCGAACACUUCUUCGAGGGGAAAAAGAAAGCCGACACAGAUUUACACUGAGGGUAUGGACGCGGAGUCGAACACUUCUUCAAGAAGAAGAAGAAAGCCAACACAGACUUACACCGAGGGUAUGGACGCAGGGUCGAGCGCUUCUUUAAGGGGAAGUAGAACGCCGACACAGACUUUUGGUAAGGCAUCACGAAGUCAGUCGCAGCGUUCUUUGUCAAGUGACCAAGAGACGUCAACGCAGGCGUCUCAGAAGACAACCUGCACCGCUGCAAACUAUCGCUUUACGGAUCUUAAAGGGGCAGGGAUAUUCGUUGAGGGAGUGCCUCCAAGCGAAAUUCAAAAACAAAUUGACUCAGUGGUGGAAGGUGAAAUUUCCCAAGACAGGGAGAAAACCAUAGCCCAUCUCGCCGGCCAACUCUGCCAGGACUUUUCAAAUAUUCUACCUGGAGCAGCCGGCGAAGAUGACUGCUUGGAACUUCUCUAUAAGACUCUUUCCGCUCUGUUUCCUCAAGAUAAGAUUAUGCAUACAAGGAAAGCAGAUUGGCGACCAAGCCUCAAGCCUCGUACUCGCUCCACCUGGGACUUCAGUUUUCUGGAUAAGUCUGAGGACGAGCCCGGGAACGAAUCGGAGAACGAACCGGAGAACGAGCUCAACGACGCUCAUAAUACUUCUAAUUCUUUCUCUCGAGGAGUUAUUCCGAGAAAGCGAGCGCAAGCCGAGUACCUUUCCCCACAACAUUUCAACGAAUCAGACGAGGCAUACGUGACGGGCGAGACACCUCGUCCAGAUAUUACUAUUGGCAUCUUCCACGACGCAUUAGUGCAGGGAUUACAUCGUGACCAUGGUCUUGACCCUAAUCAGGCAAGCUAUUUCCUUGAGGACCUCCAAGGAAAGAUUAUAUGGCGAGAGGGACGGGAAGAACCAAUACUCUGCAGCGAGCCAACUCAAAGAGCACUUCGGACUCGAUUCCCAUUUUUAAUAGUAGAGGGCAAAUCGUAUGCUACCGGUAAACAUAUCUUCGACGCGGAGAACCAAGCCGCAACCGCAGGCGCCUGCGCCCUCAAAAUUCAGCGCGAUCUUGAUGAUCUUGCUAAACGGGCAUCCAAAAGUACCCUUUCACAGAAGGCUCUUGUCUUUUCUAUCUGCACGCAAGGACCUUACCAUGAACUUUGGGGUCACUAUACCGUCGUUGAAGGUACAAUCUGCAAGUUUUAUAUGGUACCUAUCAAGACGUGCCGUGCGCCCAUAGUCAAGGAAGUCAAACAAUGGCUACUCUCGGUUGACAACGUUAUGAGAUGGGGGGUUGGUGAGUUCUUUGAGACUGUGAUAGAGCGACUAGGAAAGCUAGCUAGUCGGGCAAGCGGAGUGACUUAG
This is a messenger RNA of Mytilinidion resinicola, 1824 nucleotides long. RefSeq lists its product as uncharacterized. The transcript is spliced from 4 exons. Bases 31 to 1824 code for a protein of 597 amino acids. NCBI's taxonomy places the organism in Eukaryota, Fungi, Ascomycota, Dothideomycetes, Mytilinidiales, Mytilinidiaceae. The record is from RefSeq and is a predicted model, not a curated record.